This is a messenger RNA of Rhipicephalus sanguineus (brown dog tick), 817 nucleotides long. RefSeq names its product putative zinc finger protein 702. Gene Ontology annotation, biological process: regulation of transcription by RNA polymerase II. Lineage: Eukaryota; Metazoa; Arthropoda; Arachnida; Ixodida; Ixodidae. Bases 52 to 771 code for a protein of 239 amino acids. Gene Ontology annotation, molecular function: RNA polymerase II cis-regulatory region sequence-specific DNA binding; DNA-binding transcription factor activity, RNA polymerase II-specific. The transcript has 2 exons. The record is from RefSeq and is a predicted model, not a curated record.
AACCUGGUUUUUGACAUCCACAUCCUUAUUUCUGCAGGGCAAGGACAGCUCAUGCUCAGAAACGUUCACGUUAAAGUUGAACCUCCAGACACCAUUUGUGCGAACAAACGAAACGUUGUUGCGCCAUCGGGAAGUCCCGUUUUUCGAGUGGAGACGAUGGGCAAAUGCGUGGAGUUCGGUGAUCACCAGCACGACUGCAAGAUCUGUGACACGACGUAUGAGACGUGCCUACACUUGCUUCAGCACUCCAUCGCGCACAUCAAUCAGUUGCCGUUCUGGUGCAGCAAUUGCGGUGCAGCAUUUGCGCACCAGGAAGACCUGGUUAAGCAUGAGGCCCAGCACGUGAACAAACAAAAGCACCGGUGCGUCAGGUGCGACAAGGUCUUCGCCAACCGGACUCUGCUCUGGGAGCACAUGCAGUCUCACUACGGCAAUCCUGACUACAACUGCCACCUGUGUUCCACAGUGUUUCCCCUGCAGCACCAGCUGUCCAAGCAUUUGCGAACCCACGGCAACGACCUGCCUUUCGUUUGCGAGCAGUGCGACGCCAGAUUUCUGUACAAGGAGUCGCUCUGCAGGCACAAGAAGGUCCACCAGGGUGACCGAAAGUAUAAGUGCAGGCACUGCCCCAAGGCUUUCUUCCAGCGCGGCUAUCUUGUGGAGCACGAAAGGAUCCACACCGGGGAACGGCCGUUCGCCUGCCACAUCUGUGAUGAGAAGUUUGUGCAGCGAGGCCACUUGAUCGUGCACAGACAGAAAACAGGCCAUUAACUUGCGACUCUGUAGCCACUGUGUUUUUGUCCCUGUUUACCUACAA